Molecule: messenger RNA, 1245 nt
Organism: Alternaria ventricosa
Lineage: Eukaryota; Fungi; Ascomycota; Dothideomycetes; Pleosporales; Pleosporaceae
Exons: 2
Coding region: 1-1245 (414 amino acids)
Source: RefSeq, a predicted model, not a curated record
AUGUCUUUCGGUUUCGCAGUGGGAGACGUCAUAGCCGUUGGCAAACUUAUCAAAGACAUUACCGACUGUCUACGCUCCGCUGGUGGAGCAAUAUCCGACUACCAGGAACUGAUCAAGGAGCUCGACGCACUCAAGACAGCCCUGGACAGUGUAAACCAACUAUACAGCAAUGUAACGCCCUCAGCACUCCUCGACACAAUCAAAUCGUGCCGCGAAAGACUUGACGAAUUCUGGGCGAAGAUCAAACCAUACGAGCCAUCGCUAGGCUCGUCAAGUCGAUCAAGUGCUGUGAGAGGUACCAAGGAUAAGCUCCGCUGGACGUUCUGCCGGAAAGAGGAAGUCGAUCAACUUCAGAGAAACCUCCAAUUCUACAGCAGUGUCAUCAAAAUGCACCUGAUAAGGCAUGUCGCAGGACAGGUGCAAGAUAUGAGAAAGAAUACGGAUGCAGUCUGUACGCACAUUGCUGAGCGAAUCCAUGAUACACACGAUACUCUUACAGACAUUGGCGAUUAUGUAUCUAGCCAAGGAGCUGUAGCGAGUAACAUUCAGACACUGGUCACUGGCCUGCAUCAGUUUAUAUUCGGCGAGGUCAGAUCAUUCCUGGCCGACUUUGGGCAGUUGGUUAGCAAAGUCUUCUCUAAAUGCGACGUAUGGUUCGACCAUGGCACAAAGACUAGAAAUGAGCCUGAACGUAGAACAGGCGACGUUGAGGAGCUCUCCUCCUCCAUGGCUAGUUCGACCUUCAACGACCCUGUACGGUCUGACCGCGGUGUCUCCGACAUGGAAGACAGGAGAUCUUGCAGUGACUAUGGGAAGACGAAACUGUUCAAAAACGUGAAGAUUGCGCACCUGGAUCAGGGGUCUAGUAGCGCGUCCGACCCCAAGCUGGACGAGUUGUCAUACGACGAGAAGUACUACUCGGACGAGGAGUUCGAUAAAGACGCUCUUUAUUGCGAUAGACAGGGCUGUACUGCAUCCUUCACCGGAACUUAUAGAAAAGGGAACCUGGUCCGCCAUAAGAGACAACGCCAUGACAUUGGUGGCGUAAUUCCAUACGAAUGUGAGGACCUUACAUGCGACAAGGUGUUCAAGAGACAGGAUGCCCGGCUCAAACACUAUCGAAAGUAUCAUCCACACCUUGCUGCUGCCCCACCAAGAAAGAAGAAGAAGCGGGACUUAAGCGCGUUCAAAGUCAAAGUAGAGCCAUGGCUGGGAGACAGCGGGAAGGCAAGAUUGAGUAAUUGA